Molecule: messenger RNA, 4739 nt
Organism: Notolabrus celidotus (New Zealand spotty)
Lineage: Eukaryota; Metazoa; Chordata; Actinopteri; Labriformes; Labridae
Gene: klf5a
Product: Kruppel-like factor 5a
Exons: 4
Coding region: 286-1797 (503 amino acids)
Biological process (GO): regulation of transcription by RNA polymerase II
Molecular function (GO): RNA polymerase II cis-regulatory region sequence-specific DNA binding; DNA-binding transcription factor activity, RNA polymerase II-specific
Source: RefSeq, a predicted model, not a curated record
CCCUUUUUUAAAGGUUUAGUGGGAGGUGCAUGUGCUUUAUUUACACUGUGGCCGCUCCGCCCUACAACCAGGAGAUAGAAAACUGUCUGCGGGCCGGCAGAGGGAAUGAAACAAGUGGAAGGAGAUGUAGCAGACAUAACUCCACCACCACCACCACACCACCUCACCGCACUGUUCACCUCGUCGCCUCCACUCCCUUUCCCCCCAUCUCAGAGCGGCUGUAGCAUCCUCCUCUUUGCAUAACAAGACGAAGGCUCGUCUGCGGCGCCGCACCGGAGCAGCUUCAUGGCCGCGACCCUGACGAUGAGUGGCGGCGGGCAGGAGGACCCCUUCUACCCGCUGCCGAAGGCGACUCUGUCCGCUGGAUUCCCCCUGGAGGAGUCAGUGUUGUUCGGCUUGGAUUGCAAGAUCACAGACUCGGACAAAGCUGGACAACACGACUACACUCAGGCAAAGUGUGAGAUGGACAGGUAUCUCUCCCCUCAGUCUCUUUCCCUUCCGCCUCCAUCAAACAGCCAGCAGAAGUCACAGAGAGACAGCAACAACGUGUUGGAUCACUUCUUCACUGACGACCACAACGGGGCUCCCUACACCCUCAACAUGAAUCUUUACCUCCCCGACGUCACCUACCUGAGGAUGGGCCUGUGUCAGCAGACGCGGCCCCCUCAGCACCAGAACCACACAGCUCUCACCCAAAUCAAAACAGAAUCUGCCUCCCCGUGUUUCUCCCCCAACCUGCAGCUGCACUGCCCCAACACUACACCCACCAGUGCCUGCAACACAUCAGGGCACGGCCCCAGCAGCAUUGCCAUGGAAGCUUCAGCCAUAAACAUGACGCUAACAGGGUUACCAGAUUUCACCAGUGUUUUCAACCAGUCAGGAGGCAGCCGCGGUGGCGAUUCAGUGCCGGAGGUGUUUGUCAAACAGGAAAUGUCAUCACAGUUUGAUCAGCAUUCCCUCAACCACCAUGACAACGGCGGCUCUCUGUUUCAGCUACUAAACUCCGGCAUGGACCAUCACCAUGGCAAUGGUAUGGAGGCUCAGCAUCAGCAGCAUCAUCAUCAGCAGAUACAACACACUUCCACUUCCACAAUCCACACACCUUUCCAUGAAUUGCCAGUAGCUUCUUCUGCAUCCCAACAAGAGCAGACAAAGUCGGCCUACUGUGGUCUGGGUAGGGGUGCAUACACACAUCCUCACGCUCAGGCACUACCACAUUUCCUCCAGCAGCAGCCGCCCUACCUGCCGCCCUCUCCGCCCAGCUCAGAGCCCGGCAGCCCAGACAGACAGAAAGAGCUGCUAAACGCAAUGUCCCCUCCUCCCUCAUACGCAGCCACCAUCGCCUCCAAGCUGGCAGGCAGCACCCCUGGACUGGGACCCGGCCCAGGCCCAGGAAGCUUAGCCCUGCCCCACACUACAGGUCCCACACCAGUCCCAGGCCAUGCUCCUGCAGCAACCUCAGCACCCACCACAGCUCAGACCACUGUGCCUGUUCGCUACAACCGGAGGAACAACCCGGACUUGGAGAAACGACGGAUCCACCACUGUGAUUACCCAGGCUGCAAGAAGGUCUACACCAAGUCGUCCCAUCUGAAAGCCCACCUCAGGACUCACACGGGUGAGAAGCCGUACAGGUGCACAUGGGACAGCUGCGACUGGCGUUUCGCUCGUUCAGAUGAGCUGACACGUCAUUACCGGAAGCACACGGGCGCCAAACCCUUCCAGUGUGCCGUCUGCUCACGCUCCUUUUCACGGUCCGACCACCUGGCUUUACACAUGAAGAGACACCAGAACUAGCAGCAUUUGCACACACACACACACACACACACACACACACAUUCAUUCACACACACACAUACAUUACAAAAACCCAAGCACUAUCCUGACACACAUAAAGCACUCAUUCAAAUCCCCCAACUCUCCAACAGCUACAGUUUUACAAGCUGCCGGAUGCAGAGCGGCUUUCACUGACACCACAGCUCCUCCUGGUGCUGCUAUCAUGUGCUCUAACGGUAUGAUAGCCUAACAGAUGCGUUGCUCUUAACCCAGAGUUGGACAGCUUGGAGGUUUGAAAUUAGGAAGACCUGAGUAGAAGGUCUCUAAACCUCUGGAGGUAGUUGGUAAAUAUUGGUUUGGACAGUAAUGAAGAAGAAAAAGAUUAACAAAAAGAAAUGGUAGCUCUAAAAAGGUCUCCGGUCCAUUUGAACUCUUUUUGUGUGACUGGAAUGAAAGCACUUACCACUCAAUACUUGUACAUCUUUUGUUCCUGUUCUAACAAAGAACUGGCUUCAUAUAUUUUUUUUUUUAUAAAGGAGAAGUGUUUGCUUGCUAAACUAGCCAAGCCAAAUCUUUGUUUACUCUUUGGUUUGUUAGUUUCUCUUAUGUGACUGGAAUAUCCAGAUUUGAUCCUUUGGUUUGCACUAGAAUUGGAAAUCCAAGUCUGAGCCUUUCUGGCCCGUACAUCUCAUUCACCACUGGAACGAUCACUAUCACUACUGGACUGAAUCUCUGUGAACGCCCCACAAAUCAUUGCUGUUUCAGAUAUUAAAAAUUGAAGGCAUUUAUACUCUGGAGAGAGGGAAGACAGGGCAGGGAAUAAAAAGGAGAGCGGGGAGGAGAUGGAGAGAUAGAAAGAUUUUAGAUUUUAUAGAGAGAGAAACAGGGGGAGGCGGGUUGUUGCUAAAGAGCAGCAAUUAAAUGAUGAAUUAUUCAUGCUGCCUCUUUGAUGGAUUUCCAACCAGAUGUAAGCAGAACCCUUAGACGAGUCCAAGAACUUGCUCGGUUAAAUCAGAAUCGACUGUAUUUGAUGCACAAGCUUGCAUUAAUCAUCUUAAAACAACAAUUCCUCUUUCGUAUCCAGCAUUUUGACCUAUAUCAGAUGUUUUACCAAAGUAUCGUUUUCAUCAUCAACACCUUAUUAAGUGCCUCCUUCUCUGGUUUAUGUGUGUUGUGUUCACUGGUAGCAGAUCAAUGUAGACAGACCUUUUAAACACACAUGGUGCUGUUUUUAUCUCUUAAUCCAUUAGAUCUUUAGGUUCAGUUUAAAAACAACAACAAGGUUUACCCAUCAUUCAUUCUUAUUUAACUAAAGGCUGGGCUCAGGCCUUUUCAUGAACAACCUGACAUCAUGUGGAACUUUUGUUCGACUGUCCUGUCUUUGAGGGUUCUUGCUCUCUGACUCUGUACACAACUAACUUGCAACUGGGCUUUAUCAGAUAAUCAAACAUGGACGUGUGUUUUUGUCAAAGGGUAGGUCAAAGUCUUUCUUAAAUCUGUACUUACUUGCCUGUUACUUUCAUCUGAAGAAUAACUAGUUACUCCUCUUAUGUCUACUGCUCAAGAAGUCCCCGCUUUGACACAUUGCAAUUCUGCAACAGUACCGCUCAUGGAAGUUCCACCGUCACUACGCCUUCGUACUUACACACACUGCAACAUUGGUCUACCAGUGUGUGAUUUCACUUUGUGAUACGGCGUUACAGAAAGGCAAGCUUCACAGGGUGUGAGCUUAUGUGUAGGCUCAGAUGCUACACAUUGCUGUUGAUUUUCCCCUUAUCACGCCUCUGUUGCGGCCUGAAUCAGAGGCAGAACGACCUCACCCCACCUUUACGCCAUUGUGUGUUACACAGUGCAGAUGAGGCAUAACAGGGGUGUAAAUAUUGGACAGUGAAGAAGUGAUAGGAGACCAAAUCAAGACAGGAAGUACAAACAUUCAAAGGCUUAUCCGCCUUCUGCGCUGGCGUCAUAGUCCCGAAAGCUGUCUGGAAACAGAACAUACAACACGCAAAAUAUGGAGUCUUGGGUUUCGCGUCACGCUGAAGUGUUCAGUAGUAACCGUAACUGAAGUCACUCCAGGUUCUUCUUGAGCUUGAAGAAUACCUACUAUGUAGCAGAAGCUCGAAAAGUCAGCCUAAAAGAAGUUCUAAGAAGUAUGACUGUUUGUUGUUUUUUCUUCACCAGAAAAGUGGUGGGUUCUUCAACUGUUCUUAGAAUUUAGGCAACGCUUAAGCCUGAAGCCAUUCAAAAGACAAAGUUUUUCUUGUUGAGCAGAUAAGAGGGAUGACAUGUUUACUCUGGAUGAAUUUAAGAAGUAAUUUUUCUACAACACUGAAGUUUUGUCUCCAGUCACUUCAUUGAAAUCACUCGUGUACAAGCUACAGGGUUGGUGAAUAGAAGACUCUUGAGUAAGAGAUAUGAGAGUGUUGUUUUCAGACACAUUUGAGUAAAAGUGACCCUAUCCUUUGAUACAAACUUGACCGUCCACUAUGAUCAUGUGAUUCAGCCAAUGCCUCUAACUGUAUUUGUUCAUUCACUGCAGGUAGCGUAAAGAUAAUAUAGCACUGUAAUGUAUCAAGGUAAAUCUGACUAUUUAUUUGAUUGUGUAGAAGUGGGGGUUGUAUGCGAUCAACCGUCUUUCUCCCCAGCAAAAAAUGCCUUAAUGUAAAUAUAUGCACUGUAAAUAACUUGAUUUUUCUUAUUUUUUUUCCCUCUUUUGUUAUGAUUUUGUAAACAAAAGGGCCAAAAGAGGAAAAUGCCCUGCAUCCAAAAAAUAUUUGAGCCUUUUUUUUUUUAAUUAUGUUCUCUUGUCAAAGAUAUUUUGAUGCCAUUGUUUUAUAUAUUGUCCUUCCAGCGGCUUAUUUUGUAGAUUUGUUUUCUUCCUAGGUAAACGUUCCAAAGACAAAAGUUGUUUUUUUCUUCCAACUGAGUGAAGCCGAACCUAAUAAAGUCAACUGACACUUUUA